GUCAACUUAUUCUAAAUCCCGAACUGCCAAAAGCGAUGUUUGCUUCCGUUCGUUUUGGGCAUCGGCUGCGCAUGCGCGGAGCUUCAGCAUCACGUACUCGUGAAUACACGCCAGUUCGUUGCCAUCCAAACAUCAGGCAUGGCUGAAGAAAGAGUCAACGAACACACGCCUCCUGUGUUCAGCUUCACGGAUGAAGAAACCCUAAGCGCAAACCGUGAAAACACUCGGGGUGCUUCGUCUUCUUUGGGCACCUACCCAACCAUUUCUGACGACGCCUGGCGCUACCACUGGAACACUCAGCCCAGGCCAAUAACCGACAGGACUUACAGCGUCGACGGUGUCAGUGAAUAUGGCAGCACUAGUUACGUGCACCAGCCGUUCAGCACCAGCAUUGAUUACGCAACGCCCAGCACGAGCCUUACAGACAUGGAGCAAGCAUCAGCCAUUGUAGAAGGCGGCGCCAGAAUUUUUCAGUCAACCCGUGUUGACCAAUGGAACACGCAGUACCUCACGGCUGAUGUCAGAUCUACUGACUGCGGCCAUGUACAUAUCGCCGAAAGCGGAAUCACCAGUUCCCUACCUAUGGUGUCCAGCAGCAGCAUCAAUCACGCACAGCCCAGUACAAGCCGCGCUUGCAUGGAGAAAGCAUCGGCCAUUCCGGAAAACCUUGCUAGCAUUUCUGACGACGCCUGGCUUUACCAAUGGAACACUCAGCAGAGGCGAAUAACCGACUGGACUUACAACGUCGACGAAUUCCUGAGACAACUCGUGUUGACCUAUGGAACACGCAGUACCACCUGGCUGAUAGCACAUCCACCGACUGUGGUAGGGCAUACAGGCCACACAGAAAUCGGAAGCACGGAUUUCACACUUCCGGUCUGCAGCAGCAGCCCAGUGGCCAGAACAAGCUACGCGCGCCUGCAGGAACCAUCGGACAUCUUUGGGAACUACGCUUGGAAUGCUACUGGAACAGGAGGGAGGGAACAGCAAGAGUUUUGCGGUGCAUGUUCCAAUGUUUCCAGCAGACAGGAUGCCUUACAUGGGCACACCAAGGAACGCACGGGCGAUACAGCCUACACUUGCAAAGCAAGUGAGCCUGUGAAUAAUUCAGUGAAUCACUGCCGGAAUACAACAGGCACAAACCACAAAUGCGUAACCUGCGGCAAAAUGUUCCACCGGGCUAGUCUCCUUGCCACACAUUACCGCACGCACACAAACGAGAGACCCUACAAAUGCGAAAUAUGUGAAAAAUCAUUUCGGCAAUCUCAUCACCGCGAUAUGCACAAACGUACACAUACAGGCGAGAGACCAUGCACUUGCAAAACAUGUGGUAAAUCAUUCGCGAAGUCGUGGAAUCUCCGUACACACAACUACACUCACACAGAUGAGAAACCGCAUGUCUGUCAGAAGUCAAAACCAGAAAAAACCUCAAACAUCACAACUUGUGUUGUGGGGACAGAGCUUUCGUUUGCGAAAUAUGUAAUGCAUCCUUCAAGAACAACUCGGCUCUCGAUCGUCACCGUCGAAGCUACAUGCAUGGAUGAAACCCCGUAUUAGUGUACGCAGGGCGCAUUUGCUCUUACAGAGAAAGCCGUCGAUGGACAGCUGUACCAGAACAUUACCUGCCGAUUGUGUGGAGAUGCAUUCGGAGAAGACGAUCAACUUAUUACACACAUCGUGACGCAUAGGGGUGUCCAGAGAUAAGUCUGACUAGUGCGCAAGUUAACCAAAUCGCCCGUGGCUUUUGCAUACCAACGUGAAAGUGAAGCAGUGCGGGGAAGCAACGCUGAUAUUCUUUCAGAGGAUCCAGGAGCUAACUAAACGCAUCGUGUGUAUAGGCCGGCUUCUUUUGACGUUUAAAGCGGCCUAGUCAAAUAAGCGAUGUGAACGAUGCCAUCUGGUUUCUCCAAGUUAUAAGAUGUCGUCGCCAAAAGUAUUUGGAGUGCUUCAAUGUCGAGGUAUACGGCAGAUCCUAGCCAGCGCUUACUGUUUGCGUAACUGCAUUUGUUGUUCACGAACACAGCAUUAGCAAAUUUAUUUCAAGACAAAUCCUUAUGGGCUGCAAGUUUGUGUUUUAUGUAAGUAGAAGGUUGAAAUGCUUUCACAAUAUCCUUGACUCCUUCUGUCAGUGUUUCUUUGUAGGUGUUUUGACAGCUUAGUAGUGAACAGGCUCUAAUGAACCCUGUGCUUUAUGAAAUCCGAAUGUCCAUAGAAGGGAACAUCUCCGAUUGGAAAGCAUUUAAAAAUGAGGUACUGUUUUCUUCUACACUAACAAGUAAUCUCUGUCACUACUUAAGGUCCUUGCGCCCUAUUGCGUUCCAGAGACAGGUUUUAUGACUGUAUGUAGACACAUUCUACGCAUAAGAAACAUUUCAUUUAAAAUUUGUUGAAUGCAUUCACUGUUUUCGUUCUCUUUGGCUCCUGUAUUCAUACCGAAAAUCUUUGUUGUAUACCAUAAACUAAGCUGAUGAGAGUAGUGAGACUGCAUUAGAUCAAAAUAAUUGGGAGCUUCACUAUAACACGUGUACACCAACUACGAAAAUUUUAGCUGUUUUAUUGUGGUGGCUUAAAGCUUCAAAAGCCAGUUUUUUAUCCAUUUGGAAGCCGUCUGUGAAGACUCGCAAUGUUCUCUAGUUACUGCUGUACAAUCUUUUUACCCUGAUGUGACAAAGGCAGCUGUGCGAGCAAUGACAGGAAACGUGAGA
Molecule: messenger RNA, 2705 nt
Organism: Dermacentor albipictus
Lineage: Eukaryota; Metazoa; Arthropoda; Arachnida; Ixodida; Ixodidae
Product: serine-rich adhesin for platelets-like
Biological process (GO): regulation of transcription by RNA polymerase II
Molecular function (GO): DNA-binding transcription factor activity, RNA polymerase II-specific; RNA polymerase II cis-regulatory region sequence-specific DNA binding
Source: RefSeq, a predicted model, not a curated record